CACGUCCUAAGAUGGCGGCGCCCUUGGACGGUGGCAGGUUCGCGCUGCGGGUGGCCGUUUCUGGGUUCCCAGAGCUGCUGCCUGCCUGUCGCGGCGUCCACACCACAGCGAUUUGCUGCAAGAAUCGAGCGGCCCGGGUCCGAGUGGGUAAGGGGGACAAGCCGGUGACCUACGAACAAGCCCACCCGCCGCAUGACAUCGCUCAUCGCAAAGGCUGGCUAUCCUUGCACACGAGUAAGUGACGGACCCCUCCCCCUUUAGCCUGCCGCUCUGGAUGCCGCAG
Gracilinanus agilis (Agile Gracile Mouse Opossum) is the source of this 283-nucleotide messenger RNA. Its product is annotated as 28S ribosomal protein S24, mitochondrial-like. Gene Ontology annotation, cellular component: mitochondrion. Gene Ontology annotation, biological process: translation. Bases 12 to 242 code for a protein of 76 amino acids. The transcript has 3 exons. NCBI's taxonomy places the organism in Eukaryota, Metazoa, Chordata, Mammalia, Didelphimorphia, Didelphidae. The record is from RefSeq and is a predicted model, not a curated record.